AUGUCACAUGCACCUGGAUCACUGACCAACUCCACAGCUGAACAGCAGUUGCAGGGUUUAAUGGAAAGAGUGAUGGUUUCUGUUGUGACUACUUUGCCAUGCUGUGUGUUCCUCUUCAUCAAUUUUACCAUGCUGUUCAUCCUGAGGAGUAAAACUGUGUUCUGUGAAACUUCUCGGUACAUUCUUCUGUAUAACCUCCUCUUUGCAGACACUGUUAUGCUGGUACUGAGUCAGUCAAUGUUCUUACUCUCUAACAGUAGAAUGCGGCUGACGUAUCCUGUGUGUGGUGUUCUCAGUAUGCUUGGUGUGCUCACAGAAGAAAUCUCUCCCCUCAAUCUGGUCGUGAUGUCUUUGGAGAGGUACGUGGCUGUGUGCUACCCUCUGAGGCAUGCUUCUGUCGUCACCAUUAGAAACACAGUGGUGGUUAUCCUUGCAUUGUGGGCCAUCAGCUCUCUGAAUGUGCUCACCAGAGUUAUUUGGCUGUUGCAGUAUCCUUUUGAAGACCUGGUGACUCUGCAGAUGACAAAGCUUUGUAGUGCACAUGUCCUGUUCCUCUUAUCGAUGUCUGAUCACUAUGACCGAGCAUACACUUGUUUGGUGUUUGUAUCAGCUGGUGUUGUAGUCAUUUUCUCUUAUAUCAGCGUCAUGGUGGCGGCCAGGUCGGCCACCAGUGACAAAGCUUCAGCUCGUAAGAGCCGUGACACUCUGCUGCUGCAUUUAAUUCAGCUGGGCCUCAGUAUUACUGCAACUAUACAAAAUCCACUUCUCAUGGCGAUCUCAACACUUGUAACAAGGAUAGUCCUUGUUCGUGUUCAGAUCAUUUUUUAUGUGUUUAUUUUCAUCUUCCCCAGAUGUCUGAGUUGUCUUAUUUAUGGCAUCAGAGACCAGAAAAUCAGACCGCUCCUCAUGCACCAUCUUUGCUGUCGACCAAAAACUCAAUCAUGUCAGCCAAGGCUGGGAUCAUUUUAA
This is a messenger RNA of Cheilinus undulatus (humphead wrasse), 969 nucleotides long. RefSeq names its product odorant receptor 131-2-like. Bases 1 to 969 code for a protein of 322 amino acids. Gene Ontology annotation, biological process: G protein-coupled receptor signaling pathway. Lineage: Eukaryota; Metazoa; Chordata; Actinopteri; Labriformes; Labridae. The transcript has a single exon. Gene Ontology annotation, molecular function: G protein-coupled receptor activity. Gene Ontology annotation, cellular component: membrane. The record is from RefSeq and is a predicted model, not a curated record.